CCCUCCAUCUUCUCUGGCUCUGCUCUGAGGACAGAAUGAUGUUGUGUUGGGUACUAAUAUUGCCGUUUGUUGGAUUUCUUAAAGCGCAAGAAAACCCUGUGGUAAUUUACGCACAAGUAGGAGGGACCGUUACCCUACAGAGAUACAGGGUAGAAGGAAAUGCAGAUAAUGUUUAUGUGAACUGGUACCGCGGGUCAGACACAAUCCCAACUAUCAUGAAGAAUCCUCAGAGUGGGAUCCAAAAGGCGAGAGAAAUGAAGACACACGCUGAUCUGUUGUCGGAUUUCUCUCUCCAAAUCUCACCAGUACAGCAUUCUGAUUUUGAAAUUUGGCGCUGUGUACAACAUGUAUUAUUAGCUACAACAGUAAAUACCUACAAACUGUACCAUGUCACUAUCCCCAAAGUGCCGGCUGUGAUGGCUGGUGACAUUCUGUCUCUGGAAUGUAAAGUGGACUCUAGUCCAUUUAAACCCAAAGUAACAUGGAUUCCACCUCAAAACUCAGAUUGUAAUCAAAUAAAUCAUUACGGCGAGAAAACUGAAGUCAGAGGUGUGUCUAGGUGUAAUAGUGGUGUUUGGACAUGCAAGUUGGAGUAUGAUGGGAGAAAAACUGAAGCAACAACAACUGUUUUUAUAAUAGACCUCUCCCCUUUUCCAGAUACCAUUUAUACCUCAUAUUCGUCCUCUACAGUCGACAUUCCUUGUUCCUUCUUUUCUAACAUUCCCUGGUCAGUCUUGAAAGAAUCUGGCUUCAGGGGUGGUAGCUGGAGCUUCACUCCUCUCAGCGACCCGAAGUCAACACAAUCUCUCCUCAGCCUCAGCGUUGAUCCGGUAGUCAGAUGGAACAUCACACAGGGCGCAAACAAUACCAUCAAGGUCAAGGGAAGAGAGUUGAAAGACCAUGAUCUAUCGAUUCGUAAUCUGCCUGUAUCAGAGAACAUCAGAGGGGUUUACACAUGUGAUCUAAAAUUUAACACCAAGACCCUCAGCAGUGAAGUCACGGUGGAGGUUCUGAAGGCUACGUUUUCCAACGAGGAAUUUACAAAACGAAACAUCGAUGUUUGUUACAUUGAUACUCAUGCUGUUCCGUGGCCUCCUACACAAGUGAUCACCCUCCAUCUUCUCUGGCUCUGCUCUGAGGACAGAAUGAUGUUGUGUUGGGUACUAAUAUUGCCGUUUGUUGGAUUUCUUAAAGCGCAAGAAAACCCUGUGGUAAUUUACGCACAAGUAGGAGGGACCGUUACCCUACAGAGAUACAGGGUAGAAGGAAAUGCAGAUAAUGUUUAUGUGAACUGGUACCGCGGGUCAGACACAAUCCCAACUAUCAUGAAGAAUCCUCAGAGUGGGAUCCAAAAGGCGAGAGAAAUGAAGACACACGCUGAUCUGUUGUCGGAUUUCUCUCUCCAAAUCUCACCAGUACAGCAUUCUGAUUUUGAAAUUUGGCGCUGUGUACAACAUGUAUUAUUAGCUACAACAGUAAAUACCUACAAACUGUACCAUGUCACUAUCCCCAAAGUGCCGGCUGUGAUGGCUGGUGACAUUCUGUCUCUGGAAUGUAAAGUGGACUCUAGUCCAUUUAAACCCAAAGUAACAUGGAUUCCACCUCAAAACUCAGAUUGUAAUCAAAUAAAUCAUUACGGCGAGAAAACUGAAGUCAGAGGUGUGUCUAGGUGUAAUAGUGGUGUUUGGACAUGCAAGUUGGAGUAUGAUGGGAGAAAAACUGAAGCAACAACAACUGUUUUUAUAAUAG
This is a messenger RNA of Sinocyclocheilus grahami, 1749 nucleotides long. RefSeq lists its product as uncharacterized. The record is from RefSeq and is a predicted model, not a curated record. Lineage: Eukaryota; Metazoa; Chordata; Actinopteri; Cypriniformes; Cyprinidae. The annotation marks the transcript as partial. The transcript is spliced from 10 exons.